Messenger RNA from Fusarium tjaetaba, 1107 nucleotides. RefSeq names its product pre-mrna splicing factor slt11. Gene Ontology annotation, cellular component: U2-type catalytic step 2 spliceosome; Prp19 complex; U2-type catalytic step 1 spliceosome. The record is from RefSeq and is a predicted model, not a curated record. The coding region runs from base 1 to 1107 and encodes 368 amino acids. NCBI's taxonomy places the organism in Eukaryota, Fungi, Ascomycota, Sordariomycetes, Hypocreales, Nectriaceae. The transcript is spliced from 2 exons. Gene Ontology annotation, molecular function: pre-mRNA binding; U6 snRNA binding.
AUGCCGCCUCAGAUCAAGCAGGAUCUCAACCGAUCAGGAUGGGAGACCACUGACUUUCCCUCCGUCUGCGAGACGUGUCUACCCGAUAACCCUUAUGUCAAGAUGCUUAAAGAAGAUUAUGGUGCCGAAUGCAAAUUGUGUACCAGACCUUUCACCGUAUUCGCCUGGAGCGGUACUCGCGCCAACGGCCGUAAGAAGCGAACAAACAUUUGCUUGACUUGCGCGCGACUCAAGAACUGCUGCCAAUGCUGCAUGCUCGAUCUUUCCUUCGGUCUCCCCAUCGUCGUUCGCGAUGCCGCUCUCAAGAUGGUCGCGCCCGGCCCGCAGUCAGAUAUCAACCGCGAAUACUUUGCGCAAAACAAUGAGCAGCUCAUCGAGGAAGGAAAGGUUGGGCAGGAGGAAUAUGAAAAGACGGACGAGAAGGCGCGCGAACUGCUACGAAGACUCGCCAACAGCAAGCCUUACUUUCGUAAAGGCAGGACUAUCGAGGAGGGAGAGAGCUCCAAGGGUGGAAACGCAGCUGUAGGCGCUGGUCUUGGAGGACCUGGCCCAAUCCGAACCCGAGACACAAAGGCAGCGGCUGCUGCGGGAGCUAGAACUGGUGGUAAGGGUCGCCAGGUCUUCCCCAGUGCUGCUCAGCUCCCUCCUAACCCACGCGACUGGGCUCCUCCAGCCGACAAGAACAUCAUGUCGCUCUUCGUGACGGGUAUCGAGGACGAUCUCCCCGAGUACAAGCUUCGCGAUUUCUUCAAGGUUCACGGCAAGAUCAAGAGCUUGGUAUGCUCACACAUGUCGCACUGCGCAUUUGUCAACUACGAAACUCGAGAGGCAGCUGAGAGGGCAGCUGAAGCAUGCCAAGGUCGCGCCGUUAUUGCAGGAUGCCCUCUACGGGUUCGAUGGGGACAACCAAAGGCUAUUGGUACUAUGGACAAGGAUGAGAGAACGCAGAUUCUGCGAGAUGCUAGACAGCGUCAGGGAGGAUCUCAAGGCCAGCGAUCAAUCGAGGGUGGUGGUAGUUCGGCCAACCGCCAGGCUCUGCCAGCUCCAGUGGCAGCACCCCCAGGAGCUUCCGACACACCUGCUUACGCCGCUCUUACCGGAGACUAA